CCCGAGCCCCUGCCCGCCCUGGUCCCGCUGAGCAUCUUCCCGGCCCCCCCGAGCAUCCUCCGGGCGCGGCCAGGGCCGGCCAGGGGCUUCUCCUCCAGGCCGGGGACGGGGGAUACUGAAUUCCCCCCGUUUAUGGCAACUUCACCGCCGGCAAGAUGUCGGGGGACGCUUUUGCCGGAGCGAAAAUCUCUUUUGUACCCUAACGGGAGGGCUGCGGUGCCCGGGGGUCGCGCAGAGCCGGGGGACAGCGGGGCAAGGGCUGAGACCUCCCAGCCCUGCCCGCGAUGGAGAAACGCCACACUGGGGUGGCACAGAGUGCAAAUCCAUAGGGGCAGACGGGUGUAAAUCCAGCGGGAGGAGAAAAUCCAAUUUACGGCAGCGCAGGGAUGCUCGGGGGAGCGAGGCGGAGAGUGCCGGAGGCUGGUCCAGCGCCGCGGCUGGGCAGCGCAUCCCGCAUCCCGCAUCCCGCAUCCCGCUCUGCUCCUGGCCACGGGAUCUUUGGGCCACACACAAUACGUACGAGGCUUUUCCAGCUGGUGUGUUCCCCAGAUGGGAUUCCUGCUAUGGAAAAUCCCUGCAACAGGCUUCCCGGCAGCCCGGGAGAUGCUUCCCGCUGGGUUUUAUUGCCUGGGGAGGCGGCAGGAACGGCAGGGAGCGGGUGAAGGGGAUUGCAGACAGCUCCUCUGGGAGCAGCAGGAUGGAGUGGUGCCCUGAUGGGUUGUUCUGCUCUGGGAUGGAGGUCUUGGGCUGAACCCCAGCAUCGUGUGGGAGGGGGACCCCAUCCCAGCCCCCCAGCACAGCCUCAGGGCCGGGGCAGUGCUGCCCUGUGCACCCACCUCUGCAGCAAGAGAAGCAUUUUGGGCUCCAAGAAGUCACUCACAGGGCUUGUGGGCACCACGUUUGCCCCCUGCCUCAGCAUCCAACACAUCCUGGCAGCUGGAAAACCUCUCUGCUCCUGCAAACGCCAUGUCUGGCAGAGAAACCAAAGAAAUCACUGUCAUUGAUUUUUCCUCCCUUGCCUGACUCAACCUACCGCCUUGGAGGAGAUUUUUUUCACCACCACCACUACUCCUGGAUGCCAGGGAGAUCUGCAGGAGGUGGGCUGGGGACCAGCCAGGAAUUCAUAGCAGCCCCCUGGGGCUGAACCACAGGGAUGAACCCUGUUUUGGGUGGCUCUGGUCACUGGAGGGUGUCAGGAAUUUGGAGAGCUCAUUUUGGGAUGCGUGGUUGAUGCUGGGGUCUCUCUGGCAGCUCUUGGAGAAGCAGAUCUGAAAAAAGCAGAGUCAAAUCCCAUCCCCUCUCUGAAAGCUGCAGGAGUGUGCCUGCCCUGCCAGCCCCAGGCACCAGAGAUGCUGAAAAGGGCAUAAAGCAGAGCAAGUGUGCUUCCUGCAGGGAGCCAGCGCUUCCCGAGGCAGCCGGGAUCUUCCCCGCAGCCGCCUUCCGAUGGGCUCGGUGGGAGCCGAGCGCUUCAAGGAGCUGAGCCCGGCGGCGACGCCCGAGGGGAACGUGGUGAUGAGCUUCAGCUUCGACAGCUACCAGCUGGAGGAGGACGAGCUGCAGCGGGGCAGCCAGGCCAAGGGUGUCCUCACCUUCAUGGAGCCAGUUUCUGAGGACCCAGAGCCCCAGGAUCGAUACCAUGGGAUUUAUUUUGCCAUGCUGCUGGCUGGGGUGGGAUUUCUCCUGCCCUACAACAGCUUUAUCACCGAUGUGGAUUACCUGCACCAUAAAUACCCAGGGACCUCCAUUGUCUUUGACAUGAGCCUCACCUACAUCCUGGUGGCCUUGGUGGCCGUCAUCCUCAACAACGCGCUGGUGGAGCUGCUGAGCUUGCACACCCGGAUCUCUGUGGGCUAUCUCUUCGCCCUGGGGCCCCUGCUCUUCGUCAGCAUCUGUGAUGUGUGGCUGGAGCUGUUCAGCCGCAGACAAGCCUACGCCAUCAACCUGGUGGCUGUCGGGGUGGUGGCCUUUGGCUGCACAGUGCAGCAAUCCAGCUUCUACGGCUACACGGGGCUGCUGCCCAAGCGCUACACGCAGGGAGUGAUGACGGGCGAGAGCACCGCCGGGGUCAUCAUCUCGCUGAGCCGCAUCUUCACCAAACUGCUGCUGUCCGAUGAGAAGGAGAACACCGUCAUCUUCUUCUUCAUCUCCAUCGGCAUGGAGCUGACCUGCUUCAUCCUGCACCUCCUGGUGAAGCGCACGCGCUUCGUGCGCUACUACACGGACUGUUCGCGCCAGGGCCUCCCCGAGAGCCGCGGGGCUGGCGAGCCCGGCCCCGGCUACCGCGUCCACCACGACGUCACCUCCGAGGACGUCCGAUUUGAGAACCGGGAGCAGGGGCAGCCGAGCUCCCCCCGGGGCAGCCCCGGCCCCGAGGCUGAGCUGGCUGGGAGCGGCACCUACAUGCGCUUCGAUGUGCCCCGGCCCAAGAUCAAGAGGAGCUGGCCCAGCUUCAGAGACAUGCUGCUGUACCGCUACGUCGUGUCCCGCCUCAUCUGGGCCUACAUGCUCUCCAUCGCCAUGACCUACUUCAUCACACUGUGCCUCUUUCCCGGGCUGGAGUCGGAGAUCCACAACUGCACGCUGGGGGAAUGGCUCCCCAUCCUCAUCAUGGCCAUCUUCAACCUCUCUGACUUCGUUGGCAAGAUCCUGGCUGCCCUGCCCUACGACUGGAGAGGGACCCACCUCCUCGUCUACUCCUGCCUCCGCGUGGUCUUCAUCCCCCUCUUCAUCAUGUGCGUCUACCCCAACGGGCAGCCCACCUUCGGCCACCCCGCCUGGCCCUGCAUCUUCUCCCUCCUCAUGGGCAUCACCAACGGCUACUUCGGCAGCGUGCCCAUGAUUCUGGCCGCGGGCAAAGUGAGCCCGGAGCAGCGCGAGUUGGCAGGGAACACCAUGACCGUGUCCUACAUGACGGGCUUGACGCUGGGCUCGGCCGUGGCCUACUUUGCCUACAGCCUCACCAGUACCUCCCACAGCUCCUGUUUCUACACUGAAACCUCCAACGGCUCCUUCACCUCGGGGUACUGAGCCCUGGGGCGGGGCAGUGGGGACAGGAUGGGACCUGCUUCCCACCAUGGUCCCCAGCGCCCCACAUCCCUCCUCAGGGAGGGAGCCUGGAGCCAGAAAGCCACCCCAGCAUGGACAAGGACUGGUGCCCUGUUGGCACAGGGCUGUGGCAUUCCAAAACGGCUGUGCUGCCCAGCCAGGCACUGUGCAAGGCCACUGCUUGGGGUGACAUUCCUCCCACCCCAGGGGACAGUUCUUGUUGCUUUUGGGGUCUCCCCAUCAGCAAAGUGCAGCUCUCCAGUGAAGGCUGGGGAUCUUCUGUUUAUGCCAAGCCAUUGACAGGAGGAAGAAAAUACUGCCAAAUCCCAAAGGGAAUAGGACCAGCACUGGGGAGGAGGGUGAUGGAGGGCUGGUGAGAGGAAGGAAAUGCUCCUUCAGUCCCUGCUGGCUCUGGGAAGGUGGGUCUCGACUUCCAUUGAUGGUUUUCACCAGGAAUGGCUUGAAAUGACAGUCCCUCCCUAAAUACACGCAUUACUUCUGAUGGUUGGGGAAAAAAGAUUUUCUUUUUUUUUACUGUGUCUUGUUUUACCCUCCCUAAUUGUAACAGAGGCAGGGUCUUGCCUCCCCCCACCCCACACUGUGAAUCUGCCCCACUGCAAGGGGUAGAGAGGGAUCCCAAGGCUACAGCACUGCCAGUGCCACCCGCAGGCUGCUGCUGAGCUCCAGGAUUUAUUGCACAGGACGUAAGUGAAGCUGAUUAAAUAAUUAAAUGUCUUUGCAGCGCUGGCUGGUCCUUAGCUGUGCCACUGGCACUGGUAGCACUUGACUGCUGGUGAAGGGCUGGGCUGGCAGACACACACAGGGCGGUGCCUGCUGCCUGUCCUGCUGGGUCUGGGGGUGCUCCUUGUGCUGCUCCCCAUCUUCAGGACCCCCUGUGUCACCUGGGGGGGGUGACCAUGGGUUACACCAAACCCCUGCCAGCCUGCAAACUGCCCCAGGCAGCACACGGGAGAGGGAACAGGCCAAGAGGAGCAGAAAACAUCAGGAGAAGGUGCCAACCCCACGUUUUGGGACCAGCUGCACCUCACUGUGCCAACUGGAGGGUGCCAGCUCCCAGGGAACCAAGCCCAAGGAGCCGGUGAGUGCCAGGCCUGGCCCUGACCCGAACCCCACAGCAGGGCAGGGUCUGGCUGUGCCAAGCUCCUGCCUGUGUGAAGUGCAGCUCACACCAAAAAGAGCAAAUCCAGCGUUUCAUCCUCAGCACAUGGUGCCCUGAGCAUGGUGGCAGGGGGAGGACUGACGCCUCCAGCCCACAGCCCUGUCCAGCAGACACCUCUACUCCAGUGUCCAGUCCUGUCCAUCGGUGCCACCACGUCACACAGAUGUGUUCUCCCCAAAAAGCCACCAGGCACCUGGGUUGUGUCUUUUUCCAGGGCAAAAAGCCAUGAUUGCCACCAAGGGGAUAAAAACCCUGCGGUCAGGACAAGCGAGACAAAGAAAGAUGCUUCGUUGGGUUGCUUUUUUUCAAUCAGAUUUUUUUUUUUUUUUAUGAAAAAAGAUCACACGGAGUUCUCCAACAAACAGAAUGCCAAAAAAAUUGUUUUAAACAAAACAUAAACAAAACAAAACAAAAAGACAAAAACCUGGCUCUCCUUUCCUCUCGAUUGUCUGAAAUAUCCUUGUGUUCCAUAGAAGGCAGUGGGUUUUAAGUGCUUUCUAUUUAACAUUAGCAUAAAAUCUCUCUCGCGCGCUCUCUCUCUCGCUCUUUAAAAUAUGCUCACACAAUUUGCUUCUAGAAGUACAGUACACUUUGAGCGUGGGGGGUGUGCCUGUUCCCAGAUCAUUUACAAUCACAAUCCAACAGGAAAUAAAAAAUAAUAUUCUAAACGUCA
Molecule: messenger RNA, 4898 nt
Organism: Catharus ustulatus (Swainson's thrush)
Lineage: Eukaryota; Metazoa; Chordata; Aves; Passeriformes; Turdidae
Gene: SLC29A4
Product: solute carrier family 29 member 4
Exons: 11
Coding region: 1444-3027 (527 amino acids)
Biological process (GO): nucleoside transmembrane transport
Cellular component (GO): plasma membrane
Molecular function (GO): monoamine transmembrane transporter activity; nucleoside transmembrane transporter activity
Source: RefSeq, a predicted model, not a curated record